AUGGGCUCGCCGCUCCCGCGGGCCGCCGCGAUGCUGCUAGCGGCGGCGCUGCUGCUGCUGGCGGCCCCGGCGGGGCUGCGAGCCGCUCCGGAGGAAGAGGCCGGCAGGAAGAAGGAGCCGCCGCCGCCGCCAGCAGCAGCUCAGGGAGCCGAACAGCGGGCUGAGGUGAGGCGAGGCGGGGACGGGCCGCACCGGCUGCCCGCACAACCGUCCCUCCCUCUCUGCCUCCUUCAGGCGGGCCGCGGGGGCGGGAGCGGCGCGGUUGCCCCCCGCGGCAGUUCUCAUCCGGCGGGGCGGAAGGGGUCCUCUCAGGUUGCUCCAGUUCCUGUUGCCAACGAAGAGCCUGCUGACAAGACCAAUUUGGGCUUUAUUCAUGCCUUUGUGGCUGCUAUCUCAGUCAUCAUUGUUUCAGAGCUGGGGGACAAGACCUUCUUCAUCGCAGCCAUCAUGGCCAUGCGGUACAACCGUUUGACGGUGCUGGCUGGGGCCAUGCUUGCCUUGGGACUCAUGACGUGUUUGUCAGUGUUGUUUGGCUAUGCCACCACAGUGAUCCCUCGUGUCUACACAUACUAUGUGUCAACAGCUCUCUUUGCCGUUUUUGGCAUCAGAAUGCUUCGGGAGGGCUUGAAAAUGAGUCCAGAUGAGGGCCAGGAAGAGCUGGAGGAAGUCCAAGCGGAGAUUAAGAAAAAGGAUGAGGAACUUCAGAGAACUAAACUGUCAAAUGGGCCAGGAGAUGUGGAGUCAGGCCCAGGCACCACGAUACCUCAGAAGAAGUGGCUACAUUUCAUAUCCCCAAUCUUUGUGCAAGCUUUUACUUUAACGUUUUUAGCAGAGUGGGGUGACCGCUCCCAGCUGACAACCAUCGUCCUGGCUGCCAGAGAGAAUUCCAGCUGUGCCAAGGCCCAAACAUAA
Indicator indicator is the source of this 912-nucleotide messenger RNA. RefSeq names its product transmembrane protein 165 (gene TMEM165). The coding region runs from base 1 to 912 and encodes 303 amino acids. NCBI's taxonomy places the organism in Eukaryota, Metazoa, Chordata, Aves, Piciformes, Indicatoridae. Gene Ontology annotation, biological process: calcium ion transmembrane transport; Golgi calcium ion transport; manganese ion transmembrane transport. The record is from RefSeq and is a predicted model, not a curated record. Gene Ontology annotation, molecular function: manganese ion transmembrane transporter activity; calcium ion transmembrane transporter activity. Gene Ontology annotation, cellular component: Golgi apparatus. The transcript is spliced from 5 exons.